This is a messenger RNA of Branchiostoma floridae (Florida lancelet), 976 nucleotides long. RefSeq names its product G patch domain-containing protein 1-like. Gene Ontology annotation, biological process: mRNA processing. NCBI's taxonomy places the organism in Eukaryota, Metazoa, Chordata, Leptocardii, Amphioxiformes, Branchiostomatidae. The transcript is spliced from 6 exons. Gene Ontology annotation, molecular function: RNA binding. The record is from RefSeq and is a predicted model, not a curated record. The coding region runs from base 123 to 887 and encodes 254 amino acids. Gene Ontology annotation, cellular component: nucleus.
CAUCGCAUCAUUGUCUUGUCUAUUAAACCUCCAUUUUGUAAUGUUUUAGCGCUGUGUCGUGAAUAAAACGCUCGUUUUACGGCGCACGUACACCUGAACAACAAACCAGCACAGUGAGCAACAUGUCUGCUGAGGACAGUGAUGAUGACCUGGUGUACCACGGAACCCCCCUGCCGCCUCUACAGGAAGAUGCUCCAGUGAAGAAGCCUGUGAGUAGAGAGGACCAGGUGGUUACUGACAGGCAGGGAAGGCGCAGGUUCCAUGGAGCCUUCACAGGAGGCUUCUCCGCUGGCUACUACAACACUGUGGACACACCAGAAGGAUGGACCCCUGCCACGUUUGUGUCCUCCCGGAGCAGCAAGGCUGGCCAGCUGCAGCAGAGACCAGAGGACUUCAUGGAUGAUGAGGACAUGGGGGAAUUUGGGAUUGCGCCCAAAACGGUCACGACAACACGGGAGUUUCUGUCCGAGGAAAAGGAGGAUGUGAGAAGGAAAAGAGCGGCGGCAGCAGCUGACCAGCACAGCGUGUUACCAGCACUGCUACAGGACCUCAUCAUACCUGCCAGAGAGUCCAUCGGAGUGCGGCUGCUGAGGAGGAUGGGAUGGCGGGAUGGUGCGGGGAUCGGGGCAAAGGUCAGGAGGAAGAUCAAGAUGAAAAGACAGACUGAAGCAGCCUCCUCCCAGAGAACGUACGGCUGUGCCCCUCCCCCUGGUCACCAACACUCCGAGGUGAGAAGCUAUAUCAUUACUCUGUCCUUGGUGCUGAACCCUCCCAAUGUACUGCAUGUGUCGGUCUUUGGUACUAAACCCUCCCCACAUAGCCACAUGUCUCUGUCCUUGGUACUAAACCCUCCCCACAUAGCCACAUGUCUCUGUCCUUGGUACUAAACCCUCCCCACAUAGCCACAUGUCUCUGUCCUUGGUACUUAACCCUCCCCACAUAACCACAUGUCUCUGUCUUUGGUACUAAACCCUCC